AUGGCGGCGGCGGCGGCGGCGGCCGAGUACCCGAAGCAACUCAAUCGGAGCGACCAUCGUGGUCUUCAGGAGGAAAUCAUCGGCGGCGGCGGCAGCAGGUUCGACGACCUUCCCGACCACAUCCUGCACCACAUCCUCAGCUUCCUAGACAUCAAGUUCGCCAGACUACUACAUACAUACAUGAUAACCGAUUUAAUGAAGCCAAUACCUAAAGAAAUUAGGUUGAAUCUUUACCUUGAGGUUGGCGCCAUGGCCGUGCUAGCAGAGAACAGGCAGCCGGAAGGCGAGCUGCAGGGGAAGAGGAAACGAAAGCGUAGUAGGGGAAAGAAAACUCCGGCAAAUCAGACUGAUAAAGCUCCAGAGGGGAACCAGAAUGCAGAGGGGAGUCGAGAUGAGGAAGAGAUGGAAGUUAUGAAAGACACGAAGAGAGGAAAGAAGACGAAGAUAGUGGUGAGGAAGGAAUUCGAGGGUGAUGGGGGGAAGUUGGAGGAAAUGAGACAGGGAGAAGAUCAGGGUGGUGAAGCAGAGAGCAAGUCAAAGGAGAAGAAAGUGAGGGGCGGCGGCGGAAUUAUGAGCAGUGACUCGUUUGAUUCUCUGGAGUUAUCCGAGCCUACGAGGAAGGCGAUUCGGGAGAUGGGAUUCCAGUAUUUGACUCAGAUUCAAUCCAGGGCGAUUCCGCUUCUGCUAAUGGGCAAUGAUGUUUUAGGUGCAGCAAGGACAGGUUCAGGGAAAACCCUUGCCUUUCUGAUACCGGCUGUGGACUCGACGCAUAAAGUGGCAGAAGGCCUUCUCAAGUACCAUUCUCAGACUCUUGGGCUGGUUAUUGGUGGUGCAUCAAGGAAACAAGAAGCCGAGCAAAUUGUUAAAGGGUUCAACUUGUUGGUUGCUACUCCUGGUCGGCUUCUUGAUCAUCUUCAAAUUACCACAGGAUUUGUUUAUAAGAACUUGAAAUGCUUGAUGAUUGACGAGGCAGACCGGAUACUGGAGGCCAACUUUGAGGAAGAAAUGGAAAAAAUUAUCAAGCUUUUACCGAAGGUGGAGGACCUUGCUCGAUUGUCGUUUCAGAAGACUCCUGUUUAUAUUGAUGUUGAUGAUGGGAGACACAAGGUUACCAAUGAAGGUCUUCAGCAGGGCUACAUCAUAGUACCGAGCGAAAAGAGGUUUCUUUGUCUUUACACUUUCUUGAUGAGGAACACUUCGAAGAAAGUGAUGGUUUUCUUCUCGUCAUGCAAUUCUGUCAAGUUCCAUUCAGCACUUCUUAAUUACAUCAAAAUAGAAUGUGAUGAUAUCCAUGGAAAACAAAAGCAAGAGAAGCGAACCACGACCUUCUUUAAAUUCUGUAAAGAUGAGAAAGGGAUCUUGCUAUGCACUAAUGUUGCUGCUCGUGGACUUGAUAUACCCGCUGUGGAUUGGAUUCUGCAGUAUGAUCCUCCUGAUGACCCCAAGGAGUACAUACAUAGGGUUGGGCGAACAGCACGUGGAGAAGGUGCAAAAGGAAAUGCCUUAUUGUUCCUACUUCCAGAGGAGCUUAAAUUUCUGCGAUAUUUGAAGGAAGCAAAAGUCCCCGUGAAUGAGUACGAAUGUGUUAAAGAUAAGGAUACGAAUGAGGAUAAGAUAGCAAAUAUUCAGACGUUCCUGGAGAAACUGAUGGUGUCCAAUUAUGAAUUGAGGAACUCGGCGAAAGAAGCUUACCGGUCUUACAUAUUGGCAUACAACUCACACUCCAUGAAAGAUAUCUUCAACGUCCACCGCCUCAAUCUACAGAAGGUAGCAGCUUCAUUUGGCUUCUCUGGGCCACCAAAGGUGAACCUGAACAUCGACAGCAGUGCCUCCAAGUUCAGAAAGACCAACAGCAACAGGAAGAAAGAGAUGACAGCGCGGCCGUUGUCCGAGACAUUCCGGUCCGUCAAGUCUCCGAACCUCAAAUCGCCAAAGUUACCAUCUUCGACGACGCUGCCGCAACGAACACCGCAAUCCAUUUCAGCGCAAGCGGAGUCCAGCUCGAAAUCAGGGUCUUGGUGUGUUUACCUCAUCGCUUCCACCAAUCCCCCAAUCAAAACCUACGUCGGCGUCACUACUAAUUUCUCCCGCCGGUUGAGACAGCACAAUGGGGAGCUCAAAGGUGGAGCGAGAGCAUCACGCUCAGGGAGGCCCUGGUUCUGUGCUUGCUUAAUACAAGGCUUCUGCAACCGGAGUAAAGCCUGCGAGUUUGAAUCAAAAUGGAAAGGAUUUUCAAGGAAAUUGCCUCGAAAGAGAGCAUCUGAUGGCGUGAACAAUGAGACGGCCGAUGGCUUGAAGAAAUUGAUGGAGCACAGGGAGUUGGCCCUCGGUAGAGUUAAGGACGCGUUUGAUUGCAGUCAGUUGGAUAUCAGCUGGCAACUGUAGCAGCAGUUCUGUGUUAGAGGCAUUCCCUUUCUGGUCUCCCCAUUCGCACCUAGAAUGAAAGAUGAGAAGUUCACUUUCUCUGCAUCGGUAUUAUUUGCAGCCAGCAAAAGUUCAAAUUAACAUUUUUGGAGGAAAUCGCCAAGAAAGAGAGCACGGGACAAGUUGAAGAAAGACAAGAGUGAAGACUUACAAAAAAAAAAAAAACUGCUCGAGCACAGGGAGUUGGCUCUAAGUACCCCUCAAGGAUUCAUUUGAUCACAGUCGAUCGGAUAGCGGAUGGCUCCUGCAGCAGCAGUUCUCUGCUUCAGAUAAUUUCUGCAAUCUUCUGCAGGUUCCAGCUAUCUGAAUUACGUAGUGAUCGAUUGUCCUAUUACUGUAUGUUGUAAUGUAUCUGAAUUUGUAGAUGCAGCUGGAAGCAUCUCGUCUUAUGAGACUGAAGAUCCUGCGGGUGCAGUCCCCGCGAGAAAUUUGGAUAUAUUGGCCCUGAACUUAACGAUUCUUACCACAACAAGUGAUACUUGUGGAGUCAUUUUCUGGUUGAAAUAUGUUCAUUGAAAAGUAUGAAGAGAAUGUACUGUGGUAUUAAUGCUGUUGGUGGUUGGUAGCUGCAGCCUGCAAGUUUGGUUUGGCAGCUGAGCUUUUAAUAUCCUGCCAAACUAUCUUCACUGGUUCAAACGGCCAGAAAAGUUAUAUAGC
Molecule: messenger RNA, 3081 nt
Organism: Linum tenue
Lineage: Eukaryota; Viridiplantae; Streptophyta; Magnoliopsida; Malpighiales; Linaceae
Source: the annotation of a GenBank genome assembly